Psylliodes chrysocephalus is the source of this 693-nucleotide messenger RNA. Lineage: Eukaryota; Metazoa; Arthropoda; Insecta; Coleoptera; Chrysomelidae. The record is from the annotation of a GenBank genome assembly.
AUGAAGAUGAAUGAAAUUACCCAUAAACUUGAAAAAGCUAACUUAACAGAAUCUUCAAGUAAUGAAGAAACCACUUCAUCGUCAAGCGAAGAUGAAUCCGAAGCUCUGCCCCAAUUUGCUGUUGCAAUGUGGGAUUUCAAUCAAUGUGAUCCCAAAAAAUGUUCUGGUAGAAAAUUGGCCAGAAUGAACUUGGUUAAAUGCUUGCGACAGAAACAACGUUUUCACGGAUUAGUUUUGACCCCAACUGGAGACAAAUGUGUUAGUCCAGAAGAUAGAGAAAUUGUUGAAAGUAAAGGAAUUGCAGUAGUAGAUUGUUCUUGGGCCCGAAUAGAUGAGACUCCUAUAGCAGCUUUGAAGCCGAAUCAUGGGCGACUUCUUCCAUUUUUAGUGGCUACAAAUCCAAUUAACUAUGGAAAACCAUGCCAGUUAAGCUGUGUUGAAGCUAUAGCAGCUGCAAUGUACAUUACUGGAUAUAAGAAUGAAGCAAGAUUAUACAUGAGUAAAUUUUCCUGGGGCCAUUCUUUUGAGGAAUUAAAUAAGGAACUACUUGAUAUAUAUGCUUCCUGUACUGAUAAUAAAUCUGUGGUUGAAGCUCAAAAUGAAUAUAUAAAGAAGGAACAAAAGAAACAAGAAGAGGACAGACAAAUGGUACCAGAUUUUCCUAGUACAAGUGAAUCAAGUGAUAGUGAUUAG